Molecule: messenger RNA, 1677 nt
Organism: Solanum verrucosum
Lineage: Eukaryota; Viridiplantae; Streptophyta; Magnoliopsida; Solanales; Solanaceae
Exons: 2
Coding region: 1-1677 (558 amino acids)
Source: RefSeq, a predicted model, not a curated record
AUGAAUCAGGAACGACAAGGAGAAUUGGGGUUAGGUAUUCCGGGAAACUUUGAUGAUGAUAAUCAAGACAAUGUGAAUAACCCGAAUAACGUGAAUAACCCAAGGAACCCGAAUAACCAAGCAGAACCGCAUGUUGUUCCCGCAAGACCAGUUCGUGAUGUGGCAGUCCCACUUACAGCCAACCUGGCAUCCAGUAUUAGGAAACCUCCACCAGGGGGUAGAUUUGAACUAAAGCAGAACAUGGUGCAUAUCCUCCAUACUAAUGGGCAAUUCACUGGUCUCCCCCAUGAGGAUCCUCAAGUCCAUCUUAGGACUUUCAUAGACAUUACCAAUACAUACAUCCCAAUUGGAGUCUCAUCAGACUAUGUAAAGUUGACUUUGUUCCCAUACUCAUUGCUAGGAGCUGCAAGGCGUUCGUUAGACUCUGAGCCACCAAACUCCAUCACUACUUGGGAUGAUUUAGCAAAGAAGUUCUUGAGUCAACUUUUUCCAUCCAAGAAAACCGCCAAGCUGAGGGGUUUAGACUAUAAUGCUCGUUCUUUUCUUAAUAGCACAGCAGGUGGACAGGCCCUAGCCAUAACAAGUGAAGAAUUUUUCGCCUUACUCGAUAAACUCUCUGAAGGGAACCAAGGGUAUGAGGGUGAAAUGUCUAGAAAUUCAACCCAAAAGGUUGCAGGGAUCUUAGAUGUAGACCAAGCUACUGCCAUAAAUGCCAAAUUAGAUGCAAUGCAACAUAACAUUACAUUGAAAUUUAAACAAAUAACUCUAAAUCAGGCUCCGGUAAAUGUAGUACAACAGGCAUCAAAUUGGUGUGAAGUAUGUGGUAGUGGAACUCACGAAACCGAGCAAUGUGAGGCAAACCCGGAUUCCGUAAACUAUGUGGGUAAUGCGCAGAGGGGUGUAGGGCAACAAAACUAUGGUAAUACUUACAAUCCCAGUUGGAAGAACCAUCCUAACUUCUCGUGGGGUGGUAAUCAAAACCAAAAUCAGACGCAAGGGGUUAACCAAUACCAUUCUCAAGGGGCUGGGCAACAGUACUACAAUCCUAACCAAAGCUCAAAUACUAGUGCACAAAAAGGGGGGAUGACUAAUGAAGAGCUACUCCAAAAGCUCAUGACUGAAAUAGGGACAAAAUUAAAUGCUAGAAUAGAUAAGCAGGAUGAGAACAUUAGAAACAUCCAGAUGUCCCAAAUGAGUUUAGAGAAACAAGUUGCGCAAGUGGCCAAUUCUCUGAACUUACGUCCCCAAGGUGGGCUACCCGAUGAUACUGAGCCCAAUCCAAAGCAAUUGCAUGCGGUAAGUACUAGAGGUGGGCUGCACUUAGAAGAACUAGCUCCAAAGAAGAGAGACAUUGAGGAAAGUAACAAACCAAAGAAGAUGGAAGAGGUAGUAAAAAGCUCCAAUGUUGAGGUAUCUGUUCCUCAAAAGAAAUUACCACCUCCAUUUCCACAAUGGCUCAAAAAGCAGAAUGAGGAUGAAUGCUUCGGUAAGUUUCUCUCUCUCCUUAAACAAGUUCACAUUAAUCUACCUUUGGUUGAUAUUUUGCAGGGUAUAUCGAAGUAUGCUAAAUACGUGAAGGACAUUGUGUCUAGCAAGAGGAGGCUCACGGAAUAUGAAACCGUAGCACUUACUGAGGAGUGCAACUCAAGGAUUCAAAACAGACUGCCCAAAAAGUGA